UUUUUGUUGGAAUCUCACGAUUUAGGGUUGACAUUUAUCAGGAUAAGAGAAUGUUGUUACACUGUUGAGUGCAAAAUACAUUAAGGGUUUCAGCAAGGUAAUGCCGAGGGUUUGUUUGGAUACCUUAAGUUAUUUCUCGCUUUGAACCAGACUGUCGAGUGGUUUAGGUAGUUUCAUGUUGUUGGGAUUGUAUUGUAAAACUCUGCAACAUGAAACUGUCUUAAUCGCUCCAGUUUAAUUCGUCCUUUAGCCUACGAUAUUUAAUUCUGCCCGUAUAGGCGGCAUGGACACGAUUUUCGAUUACUAAUAUACACUUCACAGCCUUACUCUUUCAGUUGUACAAAAGGCGUCUUUUAACCAUGCUAUAGCCAGUUGCUAUUACUGUUGUCAGAGUUGUUUAAUUUGUAAUUGCUAGAACGAGAAUGAUGCUAGACAUUGAUGUGUGCUCAUUCUAGACAGUACCUGACAAGGCCUAGGUUACGUCCAAAAAGCCGAAACCGAGCGUCGGGGGCUUUGGGCAACAGCGACCUCAGUGGCACGUAGAUGAGCUCAAAGCCCCAAUAUCCUCACUUUAGAGCUUUAGGUGGCUAAACACAAAAGAUUGGCUUUAUGGUGGCACUGCGGCACAACCAAAGAGGAUUUAUCUGUACCUAAAAGGCAUUGUGGUUGUGCUAACUCGGUUGUGUUAGCAAACAACCCUGUGCCGUUUACUGCCUCAACGGCCCAUGUUGUUUCCGUCCCUUUUCUUUCUUCUUUCUUAGUGUUUCCUGCUGUAAAAUAGUAAAAUGCUCUGCAUGUCCUUGUGGAGGUCACUAGUGGACCGUUCGGCAGUGUAAAGAUUAAAUGAAUUAUAUUUUUAAUUUAUUAAUUUUAAUCUUUAAAUAUAUUAAGUGCAAAUGUGUGUUUUUUAUUGAAUGUUCACUCUGGUAAAAGAUGCUCACACCCUUAGUAACCAGAAGGGCACACGGAUUGUAACCAUUUACAAUUAAUAUUUUUUUAUUGAUUUUAUCGUAUAUUUCUGAAUUUUCAUUGUAGCACGACACCCUAUGAGCACGUUAGACUUAAUUUUAUCUCUUAUAUUAAAAGGCAUGAUGGCAAAAUAUUUGAUGCAUUUACUAUUUUUAUUUUUUUCGUUUAUUAAAUUAAAGAAGCAUUAUUUAUGUUUUUUCUGAAAUUCCUAAAGUUGGUACUUUUCACAUUCCCAUAUCUGUGGCACAAUUAUAGGCCUACGUAAUUGUUGUUGUUGUUGUUAUUAUUAAUAUUAUUGCAUGUGGCUGUAAGUAACACAUUUUUGUAAACAUUAUUACAUCUAUACGAUACGUCAAAAUAUUAUUUUAUUGGACAGAAAUUGUUGAACACAUAACUAAGAUAAUAUUACGAACAUUAAAUUACUCCAGUAUUAGUAUUAGAUAAAAUCACAUUUUCGGAGGUUCCAUUCCAGUUUUAAAGUGCUGCAUAUAGUUUUUGUUAAAAUAACCACUUUGUAUUAUGGCCACGUUUACGUUAUUGCACUUUCAUUUGGGUAGAAUAUAAUUACAGAUUAUCUUCACAUUCAACGUGUUUUUUGGGAACACCUAUUUUAUUACAUCUAAGGCAUUCUUUACUUGCAAAAAUAAUUAAGGCAACACAAAUGUUCUAUUUUUAUACACACUUAUAAUUUGCCUAUAGCCUACUGCGCCACAUUGAAACGAUGAACUAUAAGCUGGACAGUGGACUUAACGAUGAACUUAUAAUUUUCAUAAUUAAGGUUCAUAAUUAAGGUAUAUUUUUCUCAUUUACAAGAACAUUUUGGAAUAAAAAAUAAGAUUGCUGAACACCAAAUGAAAGACCAAGAAUUAACGAAGCUAGAUGUUUCCUUUUUGUAUGUCAAGAUGACGUAUACAAAUCUGGGUACUAAUUUUCAUUUCCCGGUUACAUUGAUAAAAGAUAAAAAACACUACAGAAAACACAUUACUAUCAUUUAUCGGGUGUGGUGCAGUGUACACGAAACAAGCUCUUCCUACAACAAUUAAAAUAUCCCUACACUAAAUUAAACAUUGUGUUAGUAAAUGUGUAGUAACAAUUUAAGGCAUAUUGACUACAUUUAAAUCAUGGUUUUACUACAAAAAUCAUGUUUAAAGUGGUAACUCUAAUGAAACCAUUAUUAACGUUUAACUAUACUCACCAAUGUUUAUUUGUUGUAAAAUCAUGGUUAACUUUCCUUAGGAUAGCCUUUAUCAGAUAAUAGUCUGGGUACUCUGUUAAUUUAAUCUGGCAAAAUUUGCUAUUUAAUGCCGUUUUUCUGCAGACCGGUUGUAUAGAUUUUCCAAAUGUUAAAUAAUUACUGAAAACUCUUGGAAACCUCCAUGCUUUAAAACACAUUUACAGAACUGACCGAUUAGUUACUGUUGCUGAAAGUAAUAUUUUGUUAACACGCAUGUUAAUUUUAUUCCUCGUGAUUUCACAUUUGGCAGUAAAAAACGGUAUAAUUAGAGACAAGGAAUUUUAUACAGCAUCAACUCCAUUGAUUUAUUUUUUAUUGUCCUCUUGUAAUGGUCACGUGUGCACCUCACCCAAUCAAAUGGCAGUCUGCUCUAAACUUAAUAGCUGGCUGGAGCUUUGUGAGGGGGUUGCCUCUCCGUAUCCACAGAUUGUUAUUUUGUGAGAGUGUUACUGUAUGUGUGUGUUAGUGUUUUUAUGUGUGUGUGUGUGAGAGUGCGACCCCGCCAUGUCUACAUCCGGCGCUCUGACAGGAUACUACGUUGACGCUCUUAUUUUACCGGAGAACGAGGAGACUCGCUUCUCCUCAGGCUCAGCGCUCAUCCCGCACUCCAGGCCUCAUGUUCUGCCCACAGACCACACAGAGCUUGGUCCCUGCAUAUUCCCAGCAAAGCAACCUGUGUAUGGUGGCUCCGGUUGGGGCCACAUCCCAACUCAUUUUUCCAGUGGUGUGCCAGCAGUGUAUCAGCCGCAUACGCAGCCUCCUGUAGCUGGGGAUUACGUGCAGUCUUGGCUGUUGGAUUCUCCUUGUGGUCUGCCUCUCACUGAGCCACCGGCGGUCCAUCAUCAUUUUAAUUCCAAACCUGAUACACAUAGAACAAAUUAUGAAGGCGCACAGGCCAGUACACAUGCUGUGCAUCCUCCUGGGGACUUCGUUAACGGCGGAUGCUCUACCAAGCCAGAGACAGGACGAACUGCAGACGGGGACGGUGAGAUUGAAGAGAAACCAGUCGCUGAUCCAGACAACCCUGUGUCCAACUGGCUUCACGCGAGCUCUUCGCGUAAAAAACGCUGCCCUUAUACUAAGCACCAGAUCCUCGAGCUGGAGAAAGAGUUUUUAUUUAACACUUACCUCACGCGCGACCGCAGGUACGAGGUCGCGCGUCUCCUGAACCUAACGGAGAGACAGGUCAAAAUUUGGUUCCAAAACCGCAGGAUGAAGAUGAAAAAAAUAAACAAGGACGUAACGAAGGACGAUCGAGAAUAAAGCACUUCGUGUAGGUGAGGAUGAGGAACGAUCCAUCCAUUUGGUUGUUGGACCAAGUUUUUAUAUUAGGUCUUAUGUCAUUCCAUUCAAACGAACCAUAAUUGUCGAUUUUCUUAUAGCAUGUUAGGGCCUAGUCGUGGGAUUAGGCUGAUUGUUUGUCAUAUGUAGUUCUGUCUUAAUUGUUAAAUUUUUCGUUAAUGUCCAACCUACUUGCAGUUCUGUAUUUCACUUGGGCCCUGUUUUUUAAAGAAAGACUGAAUACGGAGCAAUGUGUGCUAAUCCAUUUCGAUUGUAGCUUAAUGUGUAUUUCGGAAGUCUUAUUAAUAGUUUUCUUAUAUGUUCUUUAGCAUUUUACUAAAUUUAAAGUUGGGGAUUGGGCCCAUGUUUAUGUUAGAUUACAGCCCUAAUAAGCUGUAUGAGGCUAUGGUCUUCACAUUUGUUUUGUAUGAUACAAAAUUAAUUAUAAAAAUUACUGAUGACAAAUAUUUUGCAAACACAUGCCACUACCUACACGACUAUGUAUUACUUUUUAAAAACUGACGAAAAUUUUCACGCCAUAUCAGCCGAUACAAUGGCUUUGACUGAGGUUUGUGAACAGAAAAUGGUUAAAUUAGAUACUGAGCUGUAGAAAUAAGCACUGUAGACAACUAUACAAAUACCUCAUGGUCUGUUGACCGUCAUGAUUUUGUUUUGAUUACUUUGAAACUUUUCAGAUGUAAUUUGUGAUUUUAUUUAUUGAAUAAUAAAAGCAAAUCAUAUCUCCAAACAAGUCUCCACGACAGUUUAAUGGAAAUUAAGUUGAAAAGUAUAUAAUAACAGAUUACUUUGCAAACUUGUACGAAGUAAUAUAAAAUAUUUUCUGCUUCUCUGAAGGUCUUUUGUUUUAUGGUUAGUUAUUUAUUUUUGUACUAAGAUUUUGCUUUGCUGAAUUUGAUGAAAGGGCUAUAUAUAAAUAAAAAUGAAUUAUUGUGAAAGAUUAUCCUAGUUUUGCACAGAUUCGGACAGAUAGAUUUUCGACAUAACUGUUAUCCAAGAUAACUAACUAAAAAGUAGCCACAUAAAACUUGACAUAUUAAUGCAAUGCCGUAAUCUCUGUCAGAAAAACAAUAUUCUUCUCAGCUUUAAAUCUAAUUCACACGAACAUACUAAUUUUAUCUAAAUCAGCAUUUAGAUUUGUGCCCAUGUGCAUUUACUUUUGAGGAAUGCGUUCUAAAGCGAGUUUGAACUCGGGAAAAGCAAUCUUUAGACCUGGCAGAUGAGGUUGUUAGCUGCAUGCACUACCAUAAAAGACAAUUACCGCUAUAACAGUUUAUGGGGUGCAAAGCGCUGCGAGGCGAGAGAACGCAACACAACAGAGUUGAUAUGAGGCUCGACACAUGAGGCCAGUAAUUUAUGCGUCAUGCGUGCAUGGAUCUAUGGAAUUGAAAGAACGGACCAACGUUUUUGCCUCCAUGACGAGGUACUUUUGCUAUUGACGAUAAGGCUGCCAUUUUAGAACCCAUUUUAGCACCCUCAAACCCAAAACACAGAUAUUUUAUAAAACGUAUACGUUAGAUGAUGGUAGGCAUAGUUAUCCGGAAUGAACGUUAACUUCAAAGGCCUAAUGUAGGAGCCAUGAAUCGUAGACUCGGCAACACUGUCUGGCAUUCCGCGUUCAAUGGCUUUAUGACCGCCCAGACACAAUUAGACCGUUUCCAGAGGCCUAGUUCCCAUUUGGAGAGGUUUUCCCCCCUUAUUCCCCACCUGCCUUCAGCGAGACUCGACAGUGUGCACAAAAACCAGCGGAAACAAUCUAGUUUUAUUGGCCUCUUUGAUUACAUUUCGCCCUACGGCACCCUAAAACCCCCUUUGUGCAGGCCUAGAAGGUAUACACAGCAAAUGGAAGCUUCUGUGCAGAUUCACCAGAAAUGAGCAUGUCAACGUUGAAAAACAUCCCCUUUCAUUCUAGGACACAGAAUUUUGUCUAAAGAUGAGGCUUAAACUUUGAGGUUACAGCUAAAAUAAACCAAUCUAUAUCGGAACUGUGCAUCUGCGUUGUUGUUAUACAGUUGAACCACUUGAUGUCAGCAAAACCUCACAAUCGAAGCAAUGCUUUUUCUUUUUUGUGUGCGUAAACAAUUGCAAGCUUUUGCAUUGCUCAGAUCUAUUCUUAAUGUUAAGCUAUUAAUACCAUUUUUUUCUUAUACACUAUGUUCCUGCUUUUUGCAUUACCAAAUCAUUGUAAUGAAGAUGAAUAAUUAAUUUGUGAAUAAAAAAAAUGUUAACAUGUAACGAAUGUUUUAAAAUGGAAAAUAAAUAGUUUUAAUUUAUUUUCGGUCAGCUUAAUUUUAAAUGAUAUUUAAUAUUAAAAUACUAUACGUGAUUAGUCCUGUUUGUUUAAAUGCCUAUUGCUCUAUUGACAACUACGUUUCCCAACAUUUUUACUUGACAUUCAUGAUACUCUGGUGUUUUUGGUGGUGAUACUUUGGGCACAAAACAAUGUCUACUGUGGCACCCAUGUUGUUGUACUUAAUGUGUUCCCACUAAGUCUAAUCUUUAAAAUAUAUAAUAAUAAUAACAACACAUUUCUCCGAAUAAGUUCACUCUCUUAACACAGAUAUAUUUAUUUAUUUAUUUUUUGCUACUUAUAAUAACAUUUAAUUUAUUUAAUAGUAUUUUUCACUUAGAAAUAUUUAUGUUUUGCUACUUAUAAUAACAUUUAAUUUAUUUAAUAGUCUUUUCACUUAGAAAUACCGUAUUAUUAUAUCAAAUUGUCAUAAAACUGCUCAAUUUGAAUACAGUGAAAGUAAAAAGGGACUUACUUUGUCGUUUAUAAGCCUAAAUUAAGACGUUUUCCUAUUUUGUUUAAAUUUAAGUUAAACUGUGUUUGUAACACUCUGAUUAUUUUAUUAACUGAUUAUUAACUGUUUUAUGUGGUUGAAAAUUAUUAACUUUGAAUGUACUUAGACUUCUUGUGGUACAGACACCAUAAAAAAGACAGAAAAAGAAAGGUUUUUUACACAUUAAUUUAUUUAAUAAGAUCUCGUGUGUAAUGAUAUGUAUAGUUUGUUUUUAGGUAAAUGUUAUAAGAAAUAUAUUUUUUAUGAAAUAACCCUUUGUUUAGUUGCAUUGUUUAAUAUUGUAUUCCUACCAGCAAUAGGUUUGUGAAUAAAGCUAAAUUUAUAUUUACAAAUUCAAUCAAUACGUCGUUCUUUCGUUU
This is a messenger RNA of Paramisgurnus dabryanus, 6665 nucleotides long. RefSeq names its product homeobox A9a (gene hoxa9a). Gene Ontology annotation, biological process: DNA-templated transcription; embryonic skeletal system morphogenesis; anterior/posterior pattern specification. Gene Ontology annotation, cellular component: nucleus. Gene Ontology annotation, molecular function: RNA polymerase II cis-regulatory region sequence-specific DNA binding; DNA-binding transcription factor activity, RNA polymerase II-specific. The record is from RefSeq and is a predicted model, not a curated record. NCBI's taxonomy places the organism in Eukaryota, Metazoa, Chordata, Actinopteri, Cypriniformes, Cobitidae.